Molecule: messenger RNA, 1083 nt
Organism: Cheilinus undulatus (humphead wrasse)
Lineage: Eukaryota; Metazoa; Chordata; Actinopteri; Labriformes; Labridae
Gene: rasd1
Product: RAS, dexamethasone-induced 1
Exons: 2
Coding region: 70-864 (264 amino acids)
Molecular function (GO): GTPase activity; GTP binding
Source: RefSeq, a predicted model, not a curated record
UCCCACAAAGGAUUUAAAACCAUCUCCUGCCUCAGCAUCGUCCACCCUCCGGGUGCAACUGCUGCAAGUAUGAUUAAGAAGAUGUCCCCAUCCGAGAACGAGUUCGACAUCCCGGCUAAGAAUUGCCACAGGAUGGUGAUUCUGGGCUCCACCAAAGUUGGGAAGACUGCGAUUAUCUCUCGGUUUCUGAACGAGAGGUUUGACGACCAGUACACGCCAACUAUUGAGGACUUUCACAGGAAAUUGUACAGCAUCAAGGGAGACGUUUAUCAGCUGGACAUUUUGGACACAUCUGGAAAUCACCCCUUUCCUGCAAUGAGGAGACUUUCAAUUCUUACUGGUGAUGUGUUCAUCUUGGUGUUCAGCCUGGAUAACAGAGACUCCUUCCAGGAGGUGCAGCGCCUGAAGCGCCAGAUUUACGAGACCAAGUCCUGCCUGAGAAACAAAACCAAGGAGAACGUGGACGUCCCGCUCGUCAUCUGCGGCAACAAGUGUGACAGAGACUUUUACCGCGAGGUGCGGGAGGAUGAGAUCGAGCAGCUGGUGGGCGGAGAGGAGCACUGCGCUUACUUUGAAAUCUCAGCAAAGAAGAACACUAACGUAGACCAAAUGUUUCAGACUCUGUUUACUAUGGCUAAGCUGCCCAACGAGAUGAGCCCCGAUCGGCACUGCAAAGUUACCCUGCAGUACUGCGAGGUUCUGCACAGAAAGUCCUUCAGAAACAAGAAGUGCAAAGACGGGAACGCAUACGGGGUCGUGGCACCGUUUGCGCGGAGACCCAGCGUGCACAGUGACUUGAUGUACAUAAAGGAGAAAGCUAUAGGAGGCGGGCAGGCCAAAGAGAGAGGCUGCAUCAUCUGCUGACCCCCUGCUUGUGCGUCAAAAAGACUUUGAGACUUUCAUGAGCCUGCCUUUCUGCGCACAGUGCGCAAAUACUGUAGACCUGAGCCUCCGAGGCGACACUGACAAUGUGAUCCAAACUCUGUUGACGCACGUGGAGCACGUAGCUCAGCUCCUGUGUAGUGAUGCAGUACUGAUAAUGCUGUAAAAUCUGCCUCUACAUCUGCUUGCCUAAAAGGGCAC